AUGUCCCCUCAUGAUGAUCAGCUUCAUAGGAAUAAGAGGAGAAAGGUGGAUUCUGCGCAGGGAAAUGAUGCUUCUACGGACAUAACGUCUCACGGCCAACUACGCAAUCUUUUAACCUUCCAACAGAAUAUCAACGAGGUCAAACAAGGUCAAGUAACACUAGGCAUUAAGAAAUUCAAAGAUUUUCUUCUCGCAACCGGGCAAACUGAGAAUGAGGGCGAGAAAGCCAAGAAAUUCCGUAUCCUCAAAGCCUAUUGCGAUUCGCAGAUAUCGCAUGAAGAAGAGCCUUCUUGCUUCCCAGAUCUGAUCCAAACUUGGAAUUUUGCAGAUAGCAACAAUAAUGAGUCAUUGCUGACUGUGGUUCCGUCGGUGUUGGCUCUUUUUAUUAAGACGGUGUCUACUAAUUUGGAUUUUCGUGACUUUGGAUUAGCUCUAUGCAAGUUUUUGUUGAAAAAGGAACAACUGAGGUUCUUCAACCGCGGCUUGACAGCUACGAAAUCUAAGGAGCAUUUGAUAUCGCCCUGUCUUCGUCUCCUUACUGAAAUCGUCAGCUUCGACGGAGGUGCUGUUGCACGGCAUGUCUACGCCGUGCGGUAUAUCACUUUUAAACGCAUAGAAGUAUUUCUAACUCCGAACAAAUCUCAAUUAGAGGAGGCUUCAGAUGAUAUUCAGAAGUCGACUCUCCGACGGAAUGCUCAACGGUAUGUUCUGGCAAACUUGAGAUUCCAGCAUGCUAGUGCGAAGAGCGACAUUAUCGAACAGCACAAGGUCAUCAGAGCAUUCUUGGAGUACGUAAGAAAGGAUCCCCGAGAUACUGUUUUGGAUAUCAUCAAGGCCAUAGAGAGGGAUAUUGUGCAAGAUACAUCCCUUUCCAGGAAUGCGAAGACGAAGUUUUUCAACCGAGGGAACUUGGAGAAGCUUGUGACGCUCUACGGCUAUGACAGAGAGUCUGAGGAGCCGAAUCCCACUGGCGUAUCUAUCGCCAGUGAGAUCCAUAAGAUCUUGAUGAAUGUCUGCACUAACUCUAGUAAUGGUGUCUUACUGUCGGAGACGAGCUGGUACCCUAACGGGAGUGACCCGGAGUCCUUGCCAGGCGAGGAAGACACAUCGAUCGACUUGGGGCUUGAUUCUGCAGUAUACGUCGACAAAUAUCGAGAGUCUGUGCCAGUUCGUAACGGGAUAUUAUCUUACCUCGCUCAGACUCUGCGUCCAGACGCAGACAGCCUGCAGAUUGAGCUUCUGGUAGCUAUCUUUAAAGAAGCACCGGAGCUUGUUGCCGAUUUCUUCACAAAGAAAACAAUGUUUGUUUCAGACCCGAAACCCACAUCAUCAUGGAUGGCAGAGUCCGCGCUUCUUUUCUCCACAGUCAGCUUGCCUGUUCCAACGAAUUUUGGUUGGAAGGAUAAAUUGCCUUCUAUGCCGCCUCCCGUAUCGGUAGUAAUCGAGAACAUCCUGCCUCGCCCGCUUACCCAGAAAACCCUAACCCGCUGUUUGAACCUAAACGCGGAGAUAAUUACUUUGUUCGCGGUUCGGAUUUUGACAAUCUCUUUCAACAAGCUGCGGAAGGUUCUUCGUAUCUUUAAUUCAGAUCAUGGUGUCAGCCAAUCAUUUUGGACUCAGGCCAAGGGCAAACUAAUCGCGGAGUUCUGUCGCCGAUGUCCCGCAAUGAAAGAUGUUGUAUCACUGUACAAGAAAACUGCUAAGGAGGAUCUGCAGCAACAAGAAGCUGUGGCCGAACUGCUCUCUUGUUUCUAUGAGAUUGUGCCUGAUGUGGCAUUUGAAGAAAUCUUCGAUGUUUCUCUCGUUUUGGUUGAUAUCUUGAAACGCUUGGACGAGUCAAGUCCUAGCGAGGAAGACUCGGAAUCAUUGCUUGCUCAGUUGGGUAGCAUCCUUAAAAUCGCACAGCAGUCCGCAUCGAUGCGUUGGUGGCAACAACCUGGCAAGUACACCGUUGUAGUAGGGGCAUCAUCCCCUGACUCUCUCAGAAACAUUGAGGUCCUGUUGAAGACUGUGCUUACGGAGAACUCGAUCUUGCAUGGUUCAAGCUCCUUUCAGUCACUCUUAUCCAGCUUUGGGACGUCUGACUCCGGAAAUCUCCGCCAUCAACUAUCCUUUUUCGAUAACUGUGUUUGUCGGGUAGCGAAAAAACCGGUUCACUACCAGGACUUGCUUGGGUCGCUAUGUGAGGACGUAUCUAAACCGGUCAGCCCUAUCGUAGCUGCUAUCACCGAACAAUGGCCAUUUGUUGUUAAGUCUGGAGGUGAUGCAGAAAGCGCUGUUGGUGCAUGGAUUGCCAAAACUCUUGGGAAGUUGAAAGGCUCUGGGGAAGACCCGAAAGCGUUAAAGGCUGCCCGGGAUACUUUGGUAGCAGCCACUGAGAACAAGCGCACCAAGUCAACUCUGAAAAAGGCAUUGAAAGAUACCGAGGAGGAGACAAGUCAGGAUAGCAACAGACGAGAGUCUAGCACAACACAACCGACAACCUUACGUUCGAGCAACGAGAAGUCAACCGUGGACUUGGAGGAGAUAUUCGGUACCUUACCUACGGAAGGCACAACUCACAAUGCGUUGCACAGAUGGGAGAAGGAGGACAUCGAGAUCUCCGUUGAGCAAGGCCGGGUGGCAGAUCUGAUGCUCUGCCUGUGCUCAGAACACGAAGAAGUCAGAAGACAGGCAUUCGCUAAUAUAACUCGAUUUAUGUCUAAGAUUCGAGAAUCUAAAUAUGUCGAGUGGAGGUCAGUGUUCCUCCUCACCGGUGAACUCCUAGAGACGGUGAAGCAGAUUGGACUGGAGUCGCCCGUGCCAUGGAUUGUGGGAGAGUGUGCUUCCAACUGUCUCGCGGUUCUCGUCAACCCAAUGCACAAGCUCUAUGGAAAAGUCAACAAGUUCCUCCAAAAGGCACCUUCCUGGGAACCAGAGAAGAUUCCAUCAUAUUGGAUUGACAAGAUCCUGUUGCACGAACCCGAAUUGGAUGAUGGUUACUUCGAGGAGACGAACUGGCUACUGGAUCUACUUAUUAAAGGCCUUCGUACAGAGACUGAUAUGGGGAUCUACCGCCGCGCGAAUGUGUUUGAACGAGCACUUUCUUUCUAUGAGUCACCCGGACCUAGCCUUCCAUCCAAGCGAAAGAUUUUACACCUGCUGUAUCGCUCGACACAGGUACAAGGUAGCACAACUUUGAUUACUCGGGCUGGUAUUGUUAGCUGGAUCCAGAGCCAAAUUCCAGCAUUGGGUGGUAAGGAGGUGCCAACUUUCACAGCCAUGGCGUUCUCUUUGUAUGAAUCAUCGGAACAGGAUCGGGUUAUGAAAUGGAGUGGAGGAUCUGUGGCACAGGCUGUGGAAAACAUUGCUGUGUAG
Messenger RNA from Aspergillus oryzae RIB40, 3357 nucleotides. RefSeq names its product NPA1/URB1 family protein. Gene Ontology annotation, biological process: maturation of 5.8S rRNA from tricistronic rRNA transcript (SSU-rRNA, 5.8S rRNA, LSU-rRNA); maturation of LSU-rRNA from tricistronic rRNA transcript (SSU-rRNA, 5.8S rRNA, LSU-rRNA). The transcript is spliced from 5 exons. The coding region runs from base 1 to 3357 and encodes 1118 amino acids. NCBI's taxonomy places the organism in Eukaryota, Fungi, Ascomycota, Eurotiomycetes, Eurotiales, Aspergillaceae. The record is from RefSeq and is a predicted model, not a curated record. Gene Ontology annotation, cellular component: nucleolus.